AUUUCACAAUUCUGGAACUUCCGCUUUGAACAGACGAAAGUUUUUGUAGAAAGAGAAGUAUUCUGCUUGACUUGGAGAUAAGAAUGGAGACAUUUGCAAAUUAAAAUCACCGGAUGAGAAUGAUGAUUAGACCAUGGCAAGCAAAGAGCUACAUCAUCCAAACAAAUCAUUCAGUCCAUCAACAGAUACCUCCAGUCCUUCAUCCGAGAGUUUUGCGUUUGAAACCAAAUUUAUUGUCCUGAAUUUUAUUGGUCAGAAUCCACACGAAAGGCAUCCUGGCUGUGUUUAUUCAUCUACCACAUCAAGUGCUGCAUCAGACUCCAAUCCAUUUCCUUUUCAUUCUAAGAAAGGUCAUCAGUCCUUUCCAACAUCACCACGUAAACUAGUUAAAACACAUAAACUAGGUCAUUUAGAUGCAUCAUUUCAUGCCUCAGAGGACAAUGUAAAUUAUAAAUAUAAGAAGGAACACAAGAAAUUAAAUGAGCCAUCUGUAGAACCAUUUGAAGGACAUUUAGGUGACAGCCAACCUACUAAAUCAUCAUCUGCUGAUAAAAUUCGUGAUAAAAGACAUUUUAAAUCUGUCUCCCUUGAUCAUGGUUUAAACCAGGGCAGAUAUUUUCAGGAAUCUGAUAGUUCGCCAGUUAUUGAUGUUGAUAAGCCAUUUGUUUCUGAAAGAACCCCCUUCUUGAACUACAGGCAAUCUAGAGUAGAGAGUGAAUUGAGUAGUGAUGUCUGUAAUCUGAGUUACACUAGUGAUGCUGAUGAUGAGUAUGAGUCCACUACAUCCAGUUUAUUUAGCAGUUUUACUGAGCCAGGUGGGCGUGGGAGCAGAGAACAAAGGUUGUCUAUUGUGAAGAGUGAGAGUGAAUUGGAAACAGAUGUUAGCACAGUUGCUGGUGACAUUUCUACUGAUGGAGUUGGUCUGGAAGACGAUAUCUUCCCUGAAGAACAACCUAUGUUUAGACAAGUUCAAUGCAUAGGACAGGUUGGAAAUGAUGAAAGAUUAUCUGCACAUUCCAUUCAUUUACCAGACUAUUUACAGUCACCUACAGAAAAUCUUCCAUCAAGUAGUAAAAGGUUAGGCGUAACUGAAUCAGAGAGUGUAUCCUUAGGCAUUGGUAGCAGAAGUGGUACCACAGAUCGAUCAGCUGAUCGUAGCAAGUUACGUUUAGUUAUUAGAGACCAACAGGAAUGGGAAGAGGAACAGAGAACAGAGAUACGUCAAGUCCUUGCCACUGUAGAAGAUGAAGUAAAUACACAGAUGCUUUUUUUGGAAUCUGAAGUUGAUGAGGCUAUUAAAAGACAUCUAAUUACUCCUGGAGAAUCUCCUUUUAUUGCACCAUUGUCUCCCCAUACUGAGGCAGCCAUGACCUUAGCCAGAAUUGGUGAUGAGAUUAAGGAUUUCUAUGGUGAUCGUCUGACUAUGGCAGUGGCAGGGCUCUGUACAGAAGAACAAAGUGUUGUCUCAUAUGAAAAUUUUAGAUGUGUAGCUUGUUCUGUGAUUGACCAAGAAGUUCCAGGCUGGAGACAAGUAGCUUUACUAUUGGUGUAUGGACAAAGUGUAGCAUGGAGAGUAGCAGAGUUUGGGUACACUGAGUUUGGACACCUGGUUAGCAACACAGUUAGAUUGAUCUCAGAGUUAUACUCAGAAUUUAUCACAUCACAAGGAGGAUGGGGAGCUGUAAUGCAAUAUGAAUCCAGUCUGUCAUCCUCUCUCAGUCCACAUCAUAGUUCCUCGGAAAACACUUCACCUAGAGAAGAGACUGGUCACAAAACUGAAGAUUUUAACCUUGUAAUUUUUGGAAAAGACAAAGCAUAUGUAAAUCAUGUGAAUCUUGUACAAGAUAAAUCCUCUGGAGAUCAUAUGACUUUUGUUCCGCCACCAGAUGAGUCUGCAUGUGACCAAAUCAUUAAUGAAAAUCAUCAUUCCCAUGAUGAACACAAAACAAUUUCAUUGGCCGAUAUACUUAUGACCUUUUCAACUUCUGAUGGUAUAGAAAAUAAUCAAAUAACUGAAUCAUCAGAUAAAUCAGCUGACUGUCAUGAGGUAUUUGAACCAUCUAUUGAUGAGUGUGCCCAAUUCAGGAUCACUGAUGAUACAGAUAACAACAAUUCAUUUAAGCAUUUAUUAGAAGAUAAUCAUACAAUAUCUAGUCCUGAUGAAAACCAAGGGAACAAAUCAGACAGCAAUAUUAAUCAAAGUACUCGUUUACGUCCAAAAACUCAUCAAUUUAAUUCUCAGCGUAAUGGCAGUUGUUCUUCAAUUGAUCCUCCGUCCGCCAGCAACCAUAAUGAUGCCAGUAACAUAUGUAUUUCUGACAAUGAUUCUCCUGUACAUGAUGCAUCGGAGAGAGAAGACUCAGAUAGUACUGUCUCAUUUGUUCAAAGAAAUAGUUCUUCUAACAAUAACACAUCUCAUCAGGAGACUGUAGAAAGUAACACUCAGCAUGGUGAUAUACCUCCAGAACAAAUGGUAGAGUACGAUGAAACUUCAGACAUAUCACUCAAUGGUGACCAUCACACACCCUAUAAUUAUGAGUCACAGACGAGUAAUGAGAGUUCUGACUUAUUCACAAGAUUUUUCAGUGUAAGAACUCUGGCUACUUUAGGAGUGUGUGCUAUUGGUAUCAUUGUUACGAUUGCUACUUCUCGCAGAUAGCUAUUAUACAUUCCUAACUUGCAUUUGAUAUAUAAUUUUAAUUGUAAAGUAAAACAUUCAGCAUUUGAAAUGAGGUUUAAGUCAGCUAUUUAAUUUAUAUCAAAUCCCCUAAUAAUUUUACACAAGAUAUUUUUAUAAAAUUGUGCACUAAUUUAAUAAAUAAAACGUCAUAAUAUGAAUUUAUUCUUGCACUUAUUCAUAACAUGCAAACUAAAUGAUUUGUAAGUUUCUGUGAAAGAACUUUUGUUAAAGAGAACAUUUUAUUUAGGACCAAAUAAUCCUUACAAGUGUAUUAAACCAUUUGUUAAUUUGCAUAAAAAAAGGUUGAAUCUAUGAAAUAUAAUAAUACAUUGUGCUUAAUUUUUUAUCCUUUCAUUAAAUAUACAUCUUUAAAAGGACAUCAAAUUUUAAUAGCAAAAUGUUGACAUUUUUAUAAAUAUUACUUGACCAGCAGAUUCUGAGAUCUGCUAUGGAGCACAGCCCAGUAACUGAGAUAAUCAUAUAAUGCAAGUGUAUUUAAUCGUGAGAUAAGAGAGUAGUUAAACAAAAAUUUUAAAGACAAUGGCUCAUGGUAAUUUUAAAUGCAUUUCAACAUUGUAAUGACAAAAAAACAACAUUUAGCCAGUUUACACACUUAAGUUAAACUGAAUUUUUGCUUUAUUUUAACAUUUUCAGGCUUACAAUAUAAAGGUUAUAUGAGAAAAUGUGUGAAAUUAUAGUCAAUGAACAGUAAGUAUUCAUCUGAAUAAAAAGCAAAAUAUAGCUUGUUCUGUGCCAAAACAAACCCAAUAGUUUUCCUAAGGAUGUCUUGCAAUUAUUUGAUUUUUCGCUUACAUCAAAAUCAAGACAGUCCCAUAAAUUGUCUUGAAUCAAAGUUAUAAAUUGUCUCAAAUCAAAGUUAUAAAUUGUCUCCAAUCAAAGUUUUCUACCUUGAAUAUUAUUGAAUUCUUCUUAUUGGACUAAAACUGAUCGCUGAAGAUUUUUUUUUAUGUCAUUACCAUAGAUUUUUUACAUGACACAUGGUAAAGGUUGUACAUUUUUUGUAAAGCAUAAGAUUAGAGAAAAAUAAAUGAACUAAAAAUGAUCUUGAUAAAGAAAAUUUAUCUUCUUGUAGUCAGAAAUAGGGAAUCAAGUAAUUUCAGUUUAAGUCAUAUAUUAAUCAGAUAUUUUUUAGUCAGUUCACCUUGAGCUUAAAAGCUUGAAGAUAUGAUAUUAUAGUUGCUUUAAAUGUGCAUUUGAUCAAUGUUUUCUGCUUUAUGUAAACAGUUGUAUAGUAAUUUGUUAAAUUUCCUCAUAUUCUUGACAUUUACAUAUUUAAUAUGUGAGCAUGCCAAUAUUAGCAUUAAAUGUUUUACGCUGUUGAGUUUUGAUAAAUAUGCUUUUGUGUUAUAUAUAUUAUUUAAAAUAAUAAUUGAUUAGUUAAAGUUUUAAUUCUGAUUAAUUAUAAGUUAGUAAAUGUUUGAAUUACAUUCCAGUUUUUUUGGUAUCUUGUCUCAAUUUUUGUGUAAAGAUUGCACAAAGUGCAAGAGAAUCCCCAUUGUCAUGGGAUGGAUUACAUGCUACACCUGCCUCAAAAACAGAAAUUACAAGUACAUGUAUCAAACAUGGGGAAAUGUACUUAUUAUUAACUAUGUACAGGUAUUUCAAUAAUAUUCAGUAAACUGGAUCAGUUAGCAGCCAAGUCAUUCAAGAAGUCAAGAAAUAAAAAGAAAAAAGAAAAAUUUCUUUCCUUGUGCCAUAUGUCGACAGUGAUGCAUGAUCAUAUCCAUACAUUUUCAAACAUAAUCAGGGUGGGAUAUACGUUUUGGGUUUGUUUGAUUUUAGCCAUCGUCUCAUGGUCCUGUUUUUUGCCUAGUGCAGUGAGGUGUAAAUGCUUUAGAUGGUAUGCAUGCCAAUAUCAUGAUUUAUUAAUACUUACAUUUAAAUUACAAAAUUCAAAAUAUUACCCAAAUAUGAGUUUUGGCAUAAUACAAUGCCAUGUUUAUUUCACAGUGCACAAUCAAAGUAAUCUUAAGUGUCAAUAAGCACUUUAAUUAAUUACAUCAUAAGACCUGUAUCAUGAAUUGCUUUAAUUUCUUAUCUUUAGUAGAAUGGUAUAUAUAUGUUAAAAAAUGAAAAAAAGUCUUUUUAUAUUUUUCAAAAUUGUAGUUUUUGUUAUACCAUUACCACUAAAAAAAUUAUACAGCACAUAUCUUUAAAUUUUGGGUACCAAGAUAUUUAAUUUGGAUUAAUCUGUGUAUAUGAGAAGAAAAUGUACACAGUUGUGAUUUAAACAUUUUAAGUAUACUGGUCUGAAAAAUUAUUUAUCUCCCAAUACUAUUGUGAUCUGAAGAAAACUCUAAUGAUGUGUUGCUAUGUUAAAAAUCUCAAACAUGUUUUGCUCCCAUAAACUAUAUUCCUUAUCAUGAUUAAUAGUAAAACAACUUUCAAAAUCUCUAUUUUUAUAAUCAUAUUAGCCAUUCAAUGGACAUAGUUUAUACCAAGUUAAAACCAAAGGUUAUGUUUUAUUUCUGUGUUUUAUAUAUUAAUUUGUUAUGUUUACAUGUCAUGUUGCUCAACUGAUUUAUUACUGGUUCAAUAAAAUAUGUGUUAAUUUA
This is a messenger RNA of Mytilus californianus (California mussel), 5256 nucleotides long. RefSeq lists its product as uncharacterized. The transcript is spliced from 5 exons. The record is from RefSeq and is a predicted model, not a curated record. Bases 134 to 2659 code for a protein of 841 amino acids. Lineage: Eukaryota; Metazoa; Mollusca; Bivalvia; Mytilida; Mytilidae. Gene Ontology annotation, biological process: apoptotic process; regulation of apoptotic process.